Molecule: messenger RNA, 524 nt
Organism: Arvicola amphibius (Eurasian water vole)
Lineage: Eukaryota; Metazoa; Chordata; Mammalia; Rodentia; Cricetidae
Product: histone H2B type 3-A
Exons: 1
Coding region: 9-389 (126 amino acids)
Cellular component (GO): nucleosome
Molecular function (GO): protein heterodimerization activity; DNA binding; structural constituent of chromatin
Source: RefSeq, a predicted model, not a curated record
GCAGCAGGAUGCCGGAGCCUUCCCGCUCCACUCCAGCCCCCAAGAAGGGUUCCAAAAAAGCCAUUACCAAGGCGCAGAAAAAGGAUGGCAAAAAACGCAAACGGGGCCGCAAGGAGAGCUACUCCAUCUAUGUGUACAAGGUGCUGAAGCAGGUGCAUCCUGACACUGGCAUCUCGUCCAAGGCCAUGGGCAUCAUGAACUCGUUCGUCAACGACAUUUUCGAGCGCAUCGCCAGCGAGGCCUCCCGCCUGGCGCAUUACAACAAGCGCUCGACCAUCACGUCCCGCGAGGUGCAGACGGCCGUGCGUCUGCUGCUGCCUGGGGAACUGGCCAAGCAUGCUGUGUCCGAGGGCACCAAGGCUGUCACCAAGUACACCAGCUCCAAGUGAGGCGCUGCGCGGGCGUCCCCAACCCAAAGGCUCUUUUCAGAGCCACCUUCCAAUCUCAAAAAAGGAGCGUGCUACCUGGCAUGAUAAAGAACUGUCAUUUAUUUGAUGUGCAUUGGGAUGGGGGUUGUACUGGAC